CAGAGCCGGGCACCCCGCCCGUGGGCGUCCCCGCGGUCUCUGCCCGAGCUCGUGCGCCCCGCUUCUCGGGCUCCGGGCAUCUCGGGUGCCCAGGCCUCCCAGGGUCAGCCUUCGCCACGCGGCGGGCUGCUUGUCGGGUGGCCCGCGGGCGGCCAGGGCUAGAGCGCUCGGGCAGUGCCUUCGCUGCAGGGGCUCCGGCGGGAGGGCGCGGCGUUUCGGCGACCCUCCGUGGUCACACGGGCCAGGAGGACGCGAGCCCGAAGCCGAGCGCCGCGCGAGCCGAAGGAAGGGAAAGGGGACUUUUCCUUGGGAAAUGACAAAGGUGCCCCCAGGGAGUGGGGCCCCGCGCACGCGGACGGAGAGCUGGAGAAGACUGGGGUGUGAGCACACCCGCCAUACGUUCUCACUAAGUGCGAUCCCGCUAGUGUUGGGGGGAAGGCCUCACGUUAGAAAAGAAGUUCUUGACCUCUCACGGGGGCGCCGCGGGGCAGCGAAGAGACUGCAUUUCCUAGACUAAACCCUGGAGCAUCACUGGAGGCUGUAUGAGGGACCAUCUUUCCGGGGCAGUUCAUCCGGAAGGAAGCACCUGAAAUGGAUAAAAGUUGCGGUUUUUGUUACUUCUCAUGAGUUUGUGUGUCUCGAAUGAAAACUAUGAAAUUAAUCUAGAGUAGGACAUUUGUAAGGACGUGGAAUGGUACUGGGCAUCCAGGAGGACCUGCAAGGAAUAACUGAGGAAUAUCAGAAACACCAGUAGAGAAACCUUUUAAAUUUCUUCAAGCGGGAGAAAAAUGACGUAAAAUCAGGUCCUUUUGGAAGGGGAGAAACCACACUGCAUCUCUGCUACACAAGAUUACUCUGCCUAUGCCCUUGAGGCUUUUAUACUCCCUUCUCAAGCAGUAUUUUGCACAUAGACUUAUCUCACUUGGGUUUGUUCUUGUGGACAUAUCUUGCCUCUCUCCUGCUGUCUCUUUCUCUGUUGAGUUAGGGAGAGUAUGCAGGUAUUCCCAUUAUUCCUGACUGGUGCUGCUGUAUGUGUCAAGAAAGAGGAGAAUGGGGUUCUGAAAACAGACUGUCCAUAUCUUGCAGGAGCUACAGCUAGGUAGCGCUUUGAUGGUUCUCUGAGUUCUUAAGAUCUUCAUCUCUAGGCUAGCACUUCCAACAUGAGCCUUUAUCCCUUUUGGCCCACUCCCCCUCCUUCCGUACAAAUGCUGGUGCCUUUGGGGGCUUUAAGCUAGUCUUUUUGUUUUGCUUUUAUUUUUUUUUCCAAUCCGGCAAGGCUUUUCCCUUUUCUUCUCCUGUUGGUUGUUUGAAACCAAAUUCAGUAUGAAUAAGAGAGGGAAAUAUACAACAUUGAAUUUGGAGGAGAAGAUGAAGGUUCUCAGCAGGAUUGAAGCUGGACGAUCUCUUAAAAGUGUAAUGGAUGAAUUUGGAAUCAGUAAAUCAACAUUUUAUGACAUCAAAAAGAAUAAGAAAUUGAUUUUGGACUUUGUACUGAAGCAGGACAUGCCAUUAGUAGGGGCUGAGAAGAGAAAGAGGACAACAGGAGCCAAAUAUGGUGAUGUGGAUGAUGCAGUCUACAUGUGGUACCAACAGAAACGCUCAGCUGGCAUCCCUGUUAGAGGUGUGGAGCUUCAAGCUGCUGCAGAGAGAUUCGCACAGUGUUUUGGGCGAACAGACUUUAAAGCUAGCACUGGUUGGCUUUUUAGAUUUCGAAAUAGGCAUGCAAUUGGGAAUCAAAAAGUAUGUGGGGAACAAGCCCUAAGUUCGGCUUCAGAAAAUGUUGAGCCAUUUCGACAAAAUCUAUACAUGCUUAUCAAAGAGGAGAAGCUGAGUGUAGCUCAGCUGUACAGUGGGGAUGAAACUGACCUCUUUUGGAAGUCAAUGCCAGAAAACAUUCAGGCAAGCAGAAAAGAGAUCUGCCUGCCUGGGAGGAAAAUAAACAAAGAACGGUUGUCUGCUCUUUUAUGUGCAAAUGCAGAUGGAACUCAUAAAUUAAAGUCAAUCGUUAUUGGAAAAUCAAAGCUGCCCAAAAGUGUGAAAGAGGACACAAGUACAUUACCUGUGAUAUAUAAACCUAGUAAGGACGUUUGGUUCACCAGAGAAUUGUUUUCAGAAUGGUUCUUUCAAAACUUUGUUCCUGAGGUCAGGCAUUUUCAACUUAAUGUUUUAGGAUUCCAUGAAGAGGAUGUCAGGGCCAUGUUACUUCUGGACAGUUCUCCAGUUCACCCCUCCACCGAAUCACUAACCAGUGAGGAUGGGCGGAUAAAAUGCAUGUUCUUUCCCCAUAAUACUUCAACCUUGAUUCAACCAAUGCAUCAAGGCGUGAUCUUGAGCUGCAAACGACUUUAUAGGUGGAAGCAACUUGAAGAGAGUCUUGUAAUUUUUGAAGAAAGUGAUGAUGAGCAAGAUAGAGGAGAAAAAGGAGUUUCCAAGAUUAAAAUCUACAACAUAAAAAGUGCAGUUUUUAACUGGGCAAAGAGUUGGGAUGAAGUAAAACAAAUAACCAUAGCAAAUGCAUGGGAAAAUCUUCUUUACAAAAAGGAACCUGAAUAUGAUCUUCAGGGCUUAGAAGAUGGAGAUUAUAGAGAAAUCCUUGAGAAAUGUGGGGAGUUGGAAAGCACAUUGGCCGAUGACAGGGUGUGGAUUAAUGGGGAUGAUGAAGAAAAGGGUAGCUCCCCAAAGCCAAAAAGUGGAAUUACAAAGGAAGUUAUUCAGAAAGGAGGAGGAGAUGAAGAACAGACUGCUGAAUUUCAAUUAUCUGCUGUAAGAGAGAGGUUGGACUACCUACUUGACUUCGUUGAUGCCACACCUGAGUUUCAAAGGUUCCAUUUCACACUGAAAGAGAUGCAACAAAAAAUAAUAAAAAAACAGUUCCAGAGUAGAAUCCAUUCUAGAAUUGGUAGUUUUUUGAAACCCAGGCCUUGUAUUGUCAAGGAUUCCUUCAAUAUGCCUUCAACUUCUAGUAAUUAGAUCUCGUGUUUAAAGAUUUGUAUAGUUGUAUGAUGCAGACCUGUUGUGAAUUGUCAUGGUUUUUAUCAACUUAUUUCACUUUGCAUAGCACUGCCCACUUAUAUAUUGUUUAGAAAACAAGAUUUUAAAAUAUUUUUUCUUUAAAGUAUAAAAACAUUCAUUAAUCCAUUUUUGUUUCUGUUAUAGACAGAAAGAUCUGAAUAGAUAGAAGAUCUGAAUAAUGAAGAGUUAUUGUCCCAGAUUAUCUUAGGUGUAAUGGAUGUGGGAAUAGCAUUACAUUAUAUUUUAUUCAGGCCAUUAACCAGGAAGCCAUAUGCUGAUAUAUAAAAUAAAAAGAAUAGAUUUGGUUGGUUUUCAGUUUAA
Messenger RNA from Nyctereutes procyonoides (raccoon dog), 3333 nucleotides. It is a transcript of the gene TIGD7, whose product is annotated as tigger transposable element derived 7. Gene Ontology annotation, cellular component: nucleus. The transcript is spliced from 3 exons. Lineage: Eukaryota; Metazoa; Chordata; Mammalia; Carnivora; Canidae. Gene Ontology annotation, molecular function: DNA binding. The record is from RefSeq and is a predicted model, not a curated record. Bases 1324 to 2970 code for a protein of 548 amino acids.